GAAGUUGUUUCAAAGAUGGCGGAUUUCCUGCCGGCCCGGUCCGUUUUAUCUGUGUGUUUCCCUAGGUGUCUCCUCACCAGCAGCGAGGCAGAACAGUUAAGGAAAUCUAAAGAGAUAGAUAAGUGUAUUUCUAAAGAUAAAACGUAUGUAAAACGGCUGGUAAAGAUCUUAUUACUCGGAGCUGGCGAGAGCGGCAAAUCCACUUUUCUCAAGCAGAUGCGCAUCAUACACGGUCAGGACUUCGAUCGACAGGCCAAAGAAGAGUUCCGGGCGACUAUUUACAGUAAUGUUAUCAAAGGCGUUCGAGUGUUAGUAGAUGCCAGAGAGAAGCUGCACAUUCCGUGGGGAGACCCCUCUAACCAGAGCCACGGGGACACGAUGAUGUCGUUUGACACACGCUCCACUCUCAUGACCCAAGGCAUGGUGGACAGCAAGGUCUUCCUGCAGUACAUGCCUUCCAUCCAGGCCCUGUGGGCCGACGCCGGCAUUCAGAAUGCCUUUGACCGGCGCCGGGAGUUCCAGCUGGGCGAGUCAGUGAAAUACUUCCUGGACAACUUGGACAAACUUGGACAGCCAGACUACCUGCCCACUCAGCAGGACAUUCUGCUGGCGCGGAAGCCCACCAAAGGCAUCCACGAGUACGACUUUGAGAUCAAGAAUGUGCCGUUCAAGAUGGUGGACGUGGGCGGCCAGCGAUCGGAGCGCAGGCGAUGGUUCGAGUGCUUCGACAGCGUCACCUCCAUCCUCUUCCUCGUCUCCUCCAGCGAGUUCGAUCAGGUGCUGAUGGAGGACCGCGAGACAAACCGUCUCUUGGAGUCGCUCAACAUCUUCGAGACCAUCGUCAACAACCGCGUCUUCAGCAAUGUCUCCAUCAUCCUCUUCCUCAACAAGACGGACUUGCUCGAGGAGAAGGUCAAGAUGGUGUCGAUCAAGGACUAUUUCCCCGAGUACACGGGCGACCCCCACGACCUGGGCGACGUGCAGAAGUUCCUGGUGGAGUGUUUCCGCGGGAAGCGCCGGGACCAGCAGCAGAAGCCCCUGUACCACCACUUCACCACUGCCAUUAACACAGAGAACAUUCGGCUGGUCUUCCGCGACGUCAAGGACACCAUCCUCCACGACAACCUCAAACAGCUCAUGCUUCAGUGAUGCUGGUCUUAAAAACAAACAAACAAACGAAUCAAUAACAAAAAAACCCUGAACGGACCUUGUCUGAAACCCCACCCCCUCCCUCUUCUGCUCUAACCUUCUGACCCCUUGCAGCCGU
Molecule: messenger RNA, 1267 nt
Organism: Chanos chanos (milkfish)
Lineage: Eukaryota; Metazoa; Chordata; Actinopteri; Gonorynchiformes; Chanidae
Gene: gna13b
Product: guanine nucleotide binding protein (G protein), alpha 13b
Exons: 4
Coding region: 16-1149 (377 amino acids)
Biological process (GO): adenylate cyclase-activating G protein-coupled receptor signaling pathway; Rho protein signal transduction
Cellular component (GO): brush border membrane; cytoplasm; heterotrimeric G-protein complex
Molecular function (GO): G-protein beta/gamma-subunit complex binding; guanyl nucleotide binding; D5 dopamine receptor binding
Source: RefSeq, a predicted model, not a curated record